AAUAACUUUCUGAGGGCACAGUGUGGGCAGCAGGCGGCUUCAGCAGCGCUUAGCGCGCAUGCGCAGUAACGCCCAGGCGCCGGGAAGGACGCCGUUGCUGGCUGGCCCGGCGCGGAAGGCUCCGGACAGGCGGUUUCGCCAUGGAGGAGGGCGGCGGGUUCCGCCUGUCAGCCGAGUGCCUGGACGAGCCCCCCAACAGCCGCGUGUUCCUGGUGCUGGGGAAGGACACGGGGGAGGCGCUGAUCCGGGAGCGCUUCGCCCCGUUCGGGGAGAUCCAGGACAUCUGGCUGGUGCGGGACAAGCGCACCCACGAGUCCCGCGGCAUCGCCUUCGUCAAGUUCGCCCGCAGCUCGCAGGCCUGCCGGGCCAUGGAGGAGAUGCACGGCCGCAGCCUGGCGCCCGACACCAAGCCCAUCAAGGUGUUCAUUGCCCAGUCCAGAGCUUCCGGAAGCCACCGAGAUGUUGAAGAUGAAGAGCUUACACGCAUCUUUGUUAUGAUACCAAAGUCCUAUACGGAGGAAGAUCUGAGGAAUAAGUUUAAGGUGUAUGGAGACAUUGAAUAUUGUAGCAUUAUUAAGAAGAAGACCACAGGAGAAAGUAAAGGUUUGGGCUAUGUGAGGUAUUUAAAACCAUCCCAAGCUGCCCUGGCAAUAGAAGAGUGUGAUCGAAGUUACAGGGCCAUUUUGGCUGAACCUAAAAACAAGCCGUCUGAAUCCUCUGAGCGUGAAUAUUACAGUAGUAGCAGUAGUAUGAGGCAGGAGCCAAUGGGGCAUGAACCUAGAGGGAGUGUAUUUCCCUUUGAAGGACAGCCAGAAUUUGGUAGUUUUGAAAAGAGUCAGACAAGAGUUCGAGAAUCUGUUUCCAAUCGCCUGUCAGUGGUAUCGCGACUCCCCUUCGUACAAGAGCAGCUGUUCUUCCUCUUUGAUCUAGUCCCAGGACUGGAGUAUUGUGAUGUUCAGCGAGAUCCACAUACUAACCAUGGGCAUGCUGUGAUUCAGUAUACUACUGCAGCAUCAGCUAUAUAUGCCAAAUACAAGCUACAUGGUUUUGAAUAUCCUCCUGGAAAUCGUCUAGGUGUAACUUUCCUUGAAGAUGGGAGCGACGGACUGGACCACAUCAGAAAAAUGGCAACACAGCUGGUGACUUCACAGGUGUCAUCAUUGGUGUCACAUAAUAAUCUAGUUGGUCAGCAAUAUACAUCUUCUCAACCUUACAGCGGAAGUUCUAGCUCUCAGUUAUCUCAGCCCCAAACAGAUGCUGUACUUCCAUCACGCAAAAAAAAGGUUCCACCUGAGACUUCUGUGAAGGAAAGGCUUUUCAUAGUGUUUUAUCCUCAUCCCUUACCUGUAAAUGUGUUGGAGGAUGUAUUCUGUCGGUUUGGACAUCUUAUAGAAGUUUACCUUGUGACAGGAAAAAAUGUGGGCUAUGCUAAGUUUUCAGACAGAACAAGUGCUAGCGAUGCCAUAACUGCAUUACAUGGCAAGAUUGUGAAUGGUGUCAGGCUUAAAGUAAUGUUGGCAGAUUCACCUGCAGAAGAAUCUAACAAACGUCAAAGAACUUACUGACCUCAUGGAGCAGAGACUAAAUAAUGACAUGACCCUCAGCUGACUGACUGAAAACAUGACUAGACACGGUUCCUGUGGACAGUGACAGCUUUUUGUACUGUUAGCUGAUGUUUGUGGACAAAAACACUUUAUUUU
Molecule: messenger RNA, 1700 nt
Organism: Mauremys reevesii (Reeves's turtle)
Lineage: Eukaryota; Metazoa; Chordata; Testudines; Geoemydidae
Gene: RBM45
Product: RNA binding motif protein 45
Exons: 10
Coding region: 141-1565 (474 amino acids)
Molecular function (GO): RNA binding
Source: RefSeq, a predicted model, not a curated record